AUGUCCCCAGCAAACCCACCGCUCUUCACCAUCUUCUGCUUCCUCUGCACUCUCUUCCCUGCCUUCCCGGGUUCACCCAUACCCGACCCGGCCCCGUCCCCAGUCCAGUCGUCAUUCCUCCCAACCCGAACUCCAUAUCCCCCUGCUGCUACAAUCCCUGCAUUCCCAGAACAAUCUGACAUAGCCGGGUGCCCGCUCCACCUCCCAAAUGAGCUCUUUCACGGCAUAAAGUCCGCAUGCUCCGCCACAAAAGGCGACUCCUUAGGGAAGCUGCAGCACAGCAGGUGCUGCCCUGUGCUUGCGGCGUGGCUUUAUGAUGCCUACUCUGCCACCGCCCUCGGCGGAGGCGGCAGAGUGGGCCCAGCAGCGGCGGGUCACAGCAACACCACUUAUGACCCGCCAUUGCUGCCAGAUGACUCAGAAACUUGCGUUCAGGACCUGGGCGAGGCGCUGAAAACCAGAGGAAUAGAACUGAUCAAGCCAAAUGAGACGUGUGAUGUGGUGUAUUGUUAUUGUGGGAUAAGAUUGCACCCUUUGAGUUGUCCUGAGGCAUUUUCAGUGAACCAAAGGGGGAAACUUGUUGGGGAUGCGAGCGUGAAGCGGUUGGAGAGAAAUUGCUUGAGCAGCAGUGGAUUUCCGGGUCUUGGUGGCUGCUCCAAAUGCUUAAAAAACCUCCACCUUCUUAACAAGAAGAAGACUUUCAAUUCAAGCAAAUUAGAGGACAGGACCACCAAAAUGCACAACAAAGAUUGUCAGCUGAUGGGUCUCACAUGGCUACUUGCUAAGAAUCGAACGGCUUACAUCCACACAGUUACAUCUGUGUUCCGGGCCAUCAUGUUAAGCGCCGAUGGCUCCGAUCCUCAAUCAUGCACUCUCAACAGUGAUGGAAUGCCUCUAGCCGUCGAUUCUUCUGAAAUAUCUGAUAAUUCCUCAUCCAGUAUCCUUGCAGCUUCCAUCUCUCUCUGCGUCAUGUCACUUUCUUUGUUAUUUGUGCAGCUUACCCUAUGCUCCAUCCAAAGUUAG
Messenger RNA from Prunus armeniaca (apricot), 1023 nucleotides. Lineage: Eukaryota; Viridiplantae; Streptophyta; Magnoliopsida; Rosales; Rosaceae. The record is from the annotation of a GenBank genome assembly.